Triticum aestivum (bread wheat) is the source of this 1380-nucleotide messenger RNA. RefSeq names its product transcription factor BHLH148. Gene Ontology annotation, molecular function: protein dimerization activity. NCBI's taxonomy places the organism in Eukaryota, Viridiplantae, Streptophyta, Magnoliopsida, Poales, Poaceae. The record is from RefSeq and is a predicted model, not a curated record.
CAGCAGCAGCAGGCGGCCGGCGCCGUCGAGAGCAGCCGCGGGUUCCGGCACAUGAUGCGCGAGCGCCAGCGCCGCGAGAAGCUCAGCCAGAGCUACGCCGACCUCUACGCCAUGGUCUCCUCCCGCUCCAAGCAGGACAAGAACUCGAUCGUGCAGUCCGCGGCCGUCUACAUCCACGAGCUCAAGGUCGCCAAGGAGCAGCUCCAGAGGAGGAACGACGAGCUCAAGGCCAAGAUCCUGGGGCACGACGCGCAGCAGCAGUGCGUCAAGGUGCAGUUCGAGGUCGACGAGCCCUCGUCCUCCGUCGACUCCAUGAUCGGGGCCCUCAGGCGCCUCAAGAGCAUGAAUGUCAAGACCAGGGGGAUCCACUCCACCUUGUCCGGCCAGCGGUUGACGACGGAGAUGAAUGUCGAAACCACGAUUGCGGCCUGCGAGGUAGAAAAUGCAGUGGAGGAGGCUCUCCAGGAAGUAGAGAGGAAUCAGCUGCCUGACAGCGAGGCCCCGUUUCCCGGAAGCAGGAGCGCCUGGCCUCAAACAUCACACGUGCAAAAUGUGUUCUGAGAUGGUUCUGAGCACGAGGGCCAUGAGACCCAUUUGUUCAUUGUUCUUUCUUCUCUCUUUUUUUCUCCUUUAUUUCGAUGAUGGAGGGCAAAUUUGACAAAUUUAACCUAUAGACAAAAUCAAAUCACAGAAUGAACUGUCCGUGAAACUAUUUCACGCGGCUGACCAGUGGCGCCUAACUCUCAUGCGCCGCACUAGUGCAACGCCUGGGAGCUAGGCGCUGCACUAGGCAACGCCUAGGAGCUAGGCUGCACACUGACUUAGUAAUUUUCUGAUCACACGGGUGCGACGCUGGCCGUGUAGCGCCUAUCUGUGAGGCGUUGCACAGUGUAGUGUGGCGCCUUCGUGUCGGGCGUCACACAAAAAGGUCAGCCGCGUGAAAUAGUUUCACGGAUAGUUUAUUCUGUGAUUUGAUUUCGUCUAUAGGUCAAAUUUGUCAAAUUUGCCAUGAUGGAGCAAGUGAAGAUCUCCACAUGCCCUUGCCCGCGUGCGUACGUGGUGGUUGUACGUACUCUCGACCCUCGUGUGUGGUCCUAGUGGUUUGUUCGGGGCUGUGAAGAUGUAAGUAGCUCUUCAGAUUUGUAGGUAGUGAGGUCAACUUGGGAUCAAAUGUGUUGGGAAAAUUUGAAGGGGGUCAACUUGCACAGUUUGGCCUGGCGCUUACGUUUGGCCCUAGCAAGGAAGAGAAAAUGAUAUGACAACUUGACAAGGAUUACCAAACGUUUGGAAGAAGAGGGACCAGCAAGCCUUUGUUGGUUGCUGACACUGUAAAUUUGCAACCACCCAAUGUUCGAAAUCGAGUAUAUAUUUUUCUCCAAA